AUGGAAGAAAAGCUAAAGCAGCUAAAUGACUGUAUGACGGAUCAUCCCGAUUUUCCGAAACCAGGAAUCGUGUUCAAAAAUAUCAUGCCGCUCUUUUCCGACCCGGAAAGAAUGAAACUUCUCGGAGAUGUGUUGGAAGAAACGAUCAGGGAAAAGUUCCCAGGAUGCACCAAGCUUGUCGGCCUCGAAUCGAGAGGAUUUUUAAUGGGGAUGGCCGUGGCUUCUAGAUUAGGAGUCGGUUUUGUCCCGAUCCGUAAAAAGGGCAAGCUCCCUGGGGAAGUGGUGCGACAGGAAUAUACGCUUGAAUACGGAACUGAUGUGGUUGAGAUUGAGAAAGCGUCUCUAGAAGCUACUGACAAAAUCGUCCUCAUCGACGACCUGAUCGCCACCGGAGGCACUAUGAAAGCAGCCGUCAAACUCAUCGGCUCUACUGAAGCAACACUUGUCGGCGCUUUGUGCCUCAUUGAAAUCGACUUUUUGAAGGGAAAAGAAGGCAUUGACAACUUCGUUUCCCUAAUCCACAUCUAA
Messenger RNA from Oikopleura dioica, 528 nucleotides. The record is from the annotation of a GenBank genome assembly. Lineage: Eukaryota; Metazoa; Chordata; Appendicularia; Copelata; Oikopleuridae.